Cyprinus carpio (common carp) is the source of this 847-nucleotide messenger RNA. Its product is annotated as OX-2 membrane glycoprotein-like. Lineage: Eukaryota; Metazoa; Chordata; Actinopteri; Cypriniformes; Cyprinidae. The record is from RefSeq and is a predicted model, not a curated record. Gene Ontology annotation, molecular function: cell-cell adhesion mediator activity. The transcript is spliced from 2 exons. The annotation marks the transcript as partial.
UUAUUUUUUACUCAAUAUUUAUUUUACUAUUCCUUCUAUUUCGCAUUUCUUUUCAAGAUAAAACUGUAUAAAGUUGGUAACCUAAUAACUUGUUUGUUUUUUCAUUUCGCAGCUUAUCUUUCAGAAAUUAUAGCACGAGGACACACAGUUGUUGAGUUUGGUCAGGAUGCUUCAUUCUCUUGUACGCUGUCAGACGCGUCUGGCGUCAAACAAGUCACCUGGCAGCGGGUGCGAGACCAGGAACCGAUACAAACUCUGGCUACAUUCAGCGAGUUCUUCAAGCAACAAGUGGAUGAUCAAUAUGUCGGAAAAGUCACUUUCACCGCGGCUUCAGUUAAUUCAACGUCCAUUGAGAUCAAAAACGCAACAUUUGAAGAUGAGGCUUGCUACAUUUGUUCCUUCAAAGUGUAUCCAUUCCAAACUAAACGACAAACUUUGUGCCUCGCUGUUAAAGGUAUUUCAGAAAUAACAGCAUCAGUGAAUCCUGCACUCAGUUCUGAUCCAGAUGUUGUAGUCUCAUGUUCAGCCACUGGUAAACCGACUCCAACUAUCCACUGGAAAUCUGCAGAGAAAGAGCUGGACAACUUUUCGAGUAAUUUUACAACUCUCAACAAAGACAGCUCAACCACCAUCACAAGCGACCUCACGCUUCCACUGUCACAGUUUCAUGGGGAGUACGUGGAAUGUGUGGCCCAGAGUGACAGCAUGGAGAAGAGCAGCCAAAUCAGUUUGCCUAAAGUACAUUAUAAAGGUAACAGGUUCAACAUGGACGCCGGCCUUGAAUAGAAUCACAUUGUAAAAAAUGUGCAGUUGUUACUUUCUACCUAAUGCAGUCAGGUUGAUUCAG